GGAACUGCUCUCGCAGUGUUGUGGUGUAGCUCGGCUGGUGGUUGUCGGCGUUUUCCCCGUGUUUAGGGGCGAGCUGCUGUUUCCGAGGAAGUCAUGGGGGAGGCAGAGAAGUUUCACUAUAUCUACAGUUGCGAUCUGGACAUCAACGUGCAGCUUAAGAUAGGAAGCUUGGAAGGGAAGAGAGAACAAAAGAGCUAUAAAGCUGUCUUGGAAGAUCCAAUGUUAAAGUUUUCAGGGCUGUACCAAGAUACAUGCUCCGACCUUUAUGUUACCUGUCAAGUUUUUGCAGAAGGAAAGCCUCUGGCCUUGCCAGUGAGAACAUCUUACAAGGCCUUUAGUACGAGAUGGAACUGGAAUGAAUGGCUGAGACUACCUGUGAAAUACCCUGACCUACCCAGGAACGCCCAAGUGGCCCUGACUGUAUGGGAUGUAUAUGGACCAGGAAAAGCAGUGCCUGUAGGAGGAACAACAGUUUCACUUUUUGGAAAGUAUGGGAUGUUUCGCCAAGGGAUGCAUGACUUGAAAGUCUGGCCCAAUGUAGAAGCAGAUGGAUCAGAACCCACAAAAACUCCUGGCAGAACAAGCAGUACUCUUUCAGAGGACCAAAUGAGCCGCCUUGCCAAGCUCACCAAAGCUCAUCGACAGGGACACAUGGUGAAAGUAGAUUGGCUGGACAGAUUGACGUUCAGAGAAAUAGAAAUGAUAAAUGAGAGUGAAAAGCGAAGCUCUAAUUUCAUGUACUUGAUGGUUGAGUUUCGAUGUGUCAAGUGUGAUGAUAAGGAGUAUGGUAUUGUGUAUUAUGAAAAGGAUGGUGAUGAAUCAUCUCCAAUUCUAACAAGCUUUGAAUUAGUGAAAGUUCCUGAUCCUCAGAUGUCUAUGGAGAACUUAGUUGAGAGCAAACACCACAAGCUUGCCCGGAGUCUGAGAAGUGGGCCUUCUGACCAUGAUCUGAAACCCAACGCUGCUACCAGAGAUCAGCUAAAUAUUAUUGUGAGUUAUCCACCAACGAAGCAGCUUACAUAUGAAGAACAGGAUCUCGUUUGGAAAUUUAGAUAUUAUCUGACUAAUCAAGAAAAAGCAUUGACAAAAUUUUUGAAAUGCGUCAAUUGGGAUCUGCCUCAGGAGGCCAAACAGGCUUUGGAACUUCUGGGGAAGUGGAAGCCAAUGGAUGUGGAGGAUUCCUUGGAGCUGUUAUCCUCUCAUUACACCAAUCCCACGGUGAGGCGGUAUGCAGUGGCCCGAUUACGGCAGGCUGAUGACGAGGAUUUAUUGAUGUACCUGUUACAGUUGGUUCAGGCUCUCAAAUAUGAAAAUUUUGAUGACAUAAAGAAUGGAUUGGAACCUACAAAGAAGGAUAGCCAAGGCUCAAUAUCAGAGAGUGUGUCUAAUUCUGUAAUAAAUUCCACAGAAGUAGAUAGCUCCCAAAUUAUAAGCAGCCCUCUUCCUUCUGUGUCUUCCCCUCCUGCCGCAUCUAAAACAAAAGAAGUUUCAGAUGGUGAAAAUCUGGAGCAGGACCUGUGCACCUUCUUGAUUUCAAGGGCCUGCAAGAACUCAACACUAGCUAAUUACUUAUACUGGUAUGUUAUAGUGGAAUGCGAGGAUCAAGACACUCAGCAGAGAGAUCCAAAGACCCAUGAGAUGUAUUUGAAUGUAAUGAGAAGAUUCAGCCAGGCGUUGCUGAAGGGUGAUAAGUCUGUCAGAGUGAUGCGUUCUUUGCUUGCUGCGCAGCAGACAUUUGUAGAUCGGUUGGUUCAUUUAAUGAAAGCAGUGCAACGUGAAAGUGGAAAUCGCAAGAAGAAGAAUGAGAGACUCCAGGCAUUGCUCGGAGAUAAUGAAAAGAUGAAUUUGUCAGAUGUAGAACUUAUACCUUUGCCUUUAGAACCGCAAGUAAAAAUUAGAGGAAUUAUUCCAGAGACAGCUACGUUAUUUAAGAGUGCCCUGAUGCCUGCACAAUUGUUCUUUAAGACAGAGGACGGAGGCAAAUACCCAGUUAUAUUUAAGCAUGGAGAUGACUUACGCCAAGAUCAGCUUAUUCUUCAGAUCAUCUCACUUAUGGACAAGCUGUUACGGAAAGAAAAUUUGGAUUUGAAAUUGACACCAUAUAAGGUACUAGCCACUAGCACAAAGCAUGGCUUCAUGCAGUUUAUCCAGUCAGUUCCUGUUGCUGAAGUUCUUGAUACAGAAGGCAGUAUUCAGAACUUUUUUAGAAAACAUGCCCCGAGUGAGAAUGGGCCGAAUGGGAUAAGUGCUGAGGUCAUGGACACUUACGUUAAGAGCUGUGCUGGAUAUUGUGUGAUUACGUAUAUACUUGGAGUUGGAGACAGGCACUUGGAUAACCUUUUGCUGACAAAGACAGGUAAACUCUUCCACAUAGACUUUGGAUAUAUUUUGGGUCGAGAUCCGAAGCCUCUUCCUCCUCCAAUGAAGCUGAAUAAGGAAAUGGUGGAAGGAAUGGGGGGCACGCAGAGUGAACAGUACCAGGAGUUCCGUAAACAGUGUUACACGGCUUUUCUCCACCUCCGGAGGUACUCAAAUUUGAUUUUGAAUUUGUUCUCUUUGAUGGUUGAUGCAAACAUUCCGGAUAUCGCUCUUGAGCCAGACAAAACUGUGAAAAAGGUUCAGGAUAAGUUCCGCUUAGAUCUGUCGGAUGAAGAGGCGGUGCAUUAUAUGCAGAGUCUGAUCGACGAAAGCGUCCAUGCGCUGUUUGCUGCGGUUGUAGAACAGAUUCACAAGUUUGCCCAGUACUGGAGAAAAUAAAACUGGACUUGGCCCUUCAAGAUAUUUAUGACAAAAAGCUGCAAUGGGAAGCAACCUGCUAAGGAGGACUUCAGAGCAACAAGGAGGAGGAUAGCCUGUUAUUUCCUGAAUGUUACGUAAUGCCUCAGUCCACAUCUGUGGACAAAAGUUGCUUUUAUAUGGUCUCGAAGGGUUUGUUUUGAAAUAUUUUAUAUAUUUAUUUUCAGUUGGAUGAAUUAUUAAAAGCUCACGUGAAGUCGGUUCCAGGAUAAUGUACAUAUUAUGAAAGCUCUGGAUAAAUUUCAUGUUGAACUAGUAAAAAUAUUUUAAACUUUUGAGUUUGAACAGUUAUCUUUUUUUUCCAUAUAUUUAUGCCAGGACAGCAGUUCUGUGACUCUGAGUUCACUUCCAUUUAUAACAACUUUCCUGUUUCCUCCCUUAACUUGUUGUCUUUCCUGCAUUGGGGGCGGGGGGGGUGUGUGGCCUAAUUUAAACACUUAAACUUUUACCUCAUUUUAUUUUGAAAUUUCAUUACACUUUUACAUGCUGUUUAUUCUGCGUAUGCUGGGGAAGACCAGGGAGGAUCCUGCUGGCCUGGACCACCGGGCGUGCGGGCAUGGAGUGGUCUAAGCAUUGGCCCAAGCAGAGGGUGUUUAGGCAGUAACGGGGAGCUGCACAGAGGCAACAGGUGUGAGCGAGGACCCAGUGAAAGAUGGUAGCUACCACAUGUGGACAGGCAGGCAGAGGGCUCUUCAUGCAGGGAAAAGUUAUUCAUAUUUCAAAUCUGUUAAUAAUAAAACCUGGCUUUUUCCUGAAAAUUGUAAUUCUGCUAAAUUGUAAGUAUGUAAAAUAGAAUAUGAAAAUGUAGCUAUGUGAAUAACUGGUCAAAACGUAACAAGACUGAAGGUUUUAUGAAUAAACAUAAGACAUUUUACAUAUUCAUGUAUCACAAUGUAAAUAAUGCUUCUGCAAUGAACUUUUGAUGCUAGCUUAAUUUUCAAAAUCUGAACUAGUUUUUGUAGUUCUGUUAAAAUAAUACAUCAUUGCUUAUUUGAACAAAAUAAAUUUUUUUUUAAGAUGA
Ochotona curzoniae (black-lipped pika) is the source of this 3817-nucleotide messenger RNA. It is a transcript of the gene PIK3C3, whose product is annotated as phosphatidylinositol 3-kinase catalytic subunit type 3. Bases 94 to 2757 code for a protein of 887 amino acids. The record is from RefSeq and is a predicted model, not a curated record. Gene Ontology annotation, molecular function: 1-phosphatidylinositol-3-kinase activity. NCBI's taxonomy places the organism in Eukaryota, Metazoa, Chordata, Mammalia, Lagomorpha, Ochotonidae. Gene Ontology annotation, biological process: autophagy of peroxisome; autophagosome assembly; endocytosis. Gene Ontology annotation, cellular component: peroxisome; phosphatidylinositol 3-kinase complex, class III, type II; cytoplasm. The transcript is spliced from 25 exons.